Molecule: messenger RNA, 648 nt
Organism: Suillus fuscotomentosus
Lineage: Eukaryota; Fungi; Basidiomycota; Agaricomycetes; Boletales; Suillaceae
Exons: 5
Coding region: 1-648 (215 amino acids)
Source: RefSeq, a predicted model, not a curated record
AUGGGUCCAAACUUUAACACCUCGCUGUCUGAAGGUCCGCCUGAGCAAGGAAGUGUGAGCUCUACUUACUGCCUCACAUUGCAAAAAUACCAAUGUUUCAAUGCUGCUAUCAACAAUGUUUGGGCUAGCAUCGACGAAGGAUCCAUUGAGUACAGCACAAAUUAUACAUGGGUCAAAGCCUUUUGUGGUCCAAGUGCUUUGGACACCUUCUGCUGGAAAAAGAAUCAAAGUGUUGACAAGGAAAACAACUCCCUUCUAAAGGAGUAUGGGGAACACAAGGCUACAAAGACCAAUCGAGCUUAUAUAUCCACAAAGUCGAAGAUCAAUGAUGUUACUCAAACAAUCAAGGCCAUUGAGAAUGAGAUCUUAAGGUGUCAGACAGGCACAGAGACGAUACUUUACACAAUGCAUAGUUCAACUGACCUCUCACUUUGUGGAAUUACCUUUGCAAUGGAGGGUGUUGAUAAUUUCAUGGAGUCUGUGAUGAAUGUUGACAACCAAGAGUUCGUCAGCAAGAUGGAAGGCUUCGCAUUUCAUGGUAUACAUCUAAUCAAAGGAUGGCCCGAUGAGAUCCCCUUCAACAAUUUUAGCAAGGCAUGGACCUUAGAGAGAGAUGGAAGUCUGGAGAAACUGCCUAGAGACAGCUAG